GGUUUUUUCUUCGAUUUCACCUUCACAAUUCGGUUUGAUCUCGUAUCCAGUGUUAAUAUUGAAUUCUAAAGAUGUAAUGUAUUAUUUUUUUAGUUCAAAUGAGUACCAUAACUCUGAAAAUGAAGGGGCUGGUUCCUUAAAGAAAAAAAAUAAAUAUAAUCAAGUAUUUAAGAAAAGCUGGACCGAAGAGGAGCAAUUUACAAAGUGGAUUAAACAGGGAAAAGAUGAAUACUUUGCUAUGUGCCGCGUGUGCAAUAAAGAUAUUAUUAUUAUUUCCUAAAAUUUGCAUAAAAUAUAUAUCUACUGAAAUCUACUGAAUUUUUGGCAACCCAUUUACUGAUGCAAUGAAUAUCGAACUGGCAACACUGUUUGCGAUGUUGG
Molecule: messenger RNA, 381 nt
Organism: Acanthoscelides obtectus
Lineage: Eukaryota; Metazoa; Arthropoda; Insecta; Coleoptera; Chrysomelidae
Source: the annotation of a GenBank genome assembly